Molecule: messenger RNA, 2575 nt
Organism: Mercenaria mercenaria
Lineage: Eukaryota; Metazoa; Mollusca; Bivalvia; Venerida; Veneridae
Product: eosinophil peroxidase-like
Exons: 19
Coding region: 162-2354 (730 amino acids)
Biological process (GO): response to oxidative stress
Molecular function (GO): peroxidase activity; heme binding
Source: RefSeq, a predicted model, not a curated record
AGAAUUUACGAAGAUGUAUUGAACAGCUCCAGCGUUUAUUACUCUCAGUGGACACGUAGCUCUACCUGUGGCUGGAAAAUACGGAUAGAUUGUUGAGAAAAAUAAAAUACGGAUACACUGCUAGUAUAAGAAAAUACAUUGACACAAGAAGACCCUUCUAUAUGGAAAUCAAACUUCAGUUAUUGGUCUAUCUUGGAUGCAUUGUUGUCAUCCACGGACACGAUGAUUUCAAUGGAAAACAGCUUGGUGUGCAGAUCGGGAAAGCAUUAAAAAAAGGCGAGAGAGAUGUGAAACAAAUGGAAAAUAACGACAAACAAAAACAAAAAGACGGCACGGACAAAACGAACAAGAAAACAGCAACAGACCUAUUGGCAUUGUUUUCUGCACCAGAAGAAGACACCAGAAAACUUGCAAAGGAAGCCAGUAUCCAGCUGGCGGCUUUAAAGGAGCUCCUUUCAACUGAGAACCUAGACACGUACCGUUUAAAAGCAAAUAAAAAGUACCUACGCCUUUGGAAGAAGAAGUUUCACGAAUACUGUCCAGGAAUUUACACUGGUACGGCAUGUGAUCCCAAAGCCUACUACAGAACUGCAGACGGCACUUGCAAUAAUCUACAGAAUCCCACAUGGGGCGCGAUUUUGUGUCCGCAAAGUAGAGAAAUUCCACCCAUGUACUCCGACGGUAUUGAUGCACCCCGAGAUCGCGACCGGUUAGGUCUUCCCCUCCCAAGUGCUCGAGUGGUCAGCAAUGAACUGCACAAAGUCGAGGGAAAAUCACCAAGGAACGAUAAGCUCACGAUGAUGGUCAUGCAAUGGGGUCAAUUCAUCGACCACGAAUUUGUAGCUACACCAAUCCUUAAAGGUGAGGAAGGAGCUAAUAUAGAAUGUUGCGGCGAAGGAAACGAAAAUAGGACACAAUGCUUUCCAAUCCGUAUACCAAAUGACGACCCUUUCUUCAAUAAAACAUGUAUGGGAUUUGUACGUUCUGCACCCGUGCCAAAUCACAAUUGCGAACCAGGUUUCCGAGAACAGAUGAACCAAGUGACUUCAUUUAUAGAUGGCUCUGGAAUAUAUGGCUCUAAAGUUAACAGCACCAACGCAUUGCGUACAAUGAAAAACGGUUUGCUUAAGACAUUCAAUGACGGCAGUGGAACAGAUAGUAAACUACUACCAAAGAAUUCCAAUGACAAGUGCACACUUGAAAAGCCAGAAGAUCGCUGUAACCUAGCAGGAGAUGUACGUGUUAAUGUGGUACCAAGUCUUGGUUGGAGUCACACGUGCUUUAUGCGAGAACACAACAGAAUUGCACGAAAGCUUGCAAAAGUGAAUCCGCACUGGGAUGACGAGAUGUUGUUUCAGCAAACCCGGCGUAUAAUGGCUGCAAUUAUACAGAUUAUAAACUAUAAAGAAUACUUAACUGCCAUACUUAACGAAGAGACAAUGAAGAAGUACAAUCUCAACUUGAACACAAAGUCGUAUUCAUGUAAAAAAUGUUACAAGCCGAAAUUGAACCCGACAAUUUUCAACGCCUUUGCUGUUGCAGCAUUCAGGUUUGGACACUCACAGAUCGCCGACUACCAGGCUUCGAUGAGUAAACAGUACAAGUUUGUUGAUAAGAAACCUAUCGAAUCAACAUAUCAUCGUCCACAUAUGAUAGAGUAUGAUCAUGGAAGUGGACUGGAUGGAAUCGCUCGGUGGCUUGCAGCCGAUUUUAGCCCUCUUGCUGAUGGCCUAUUUGAAGAUGGUACUAGAAAUAAGCUGUUUAUGGACAAGCAGGGCAACAGCCUUGACCUUCCGGCGUUAAACAUACAACGCGGCCGGGACCAUGGAAUCCCAGGGUACAACCACUGGAGGAUCCAUUGUCAUCUUGACAAGGCUAACAUGACAAAGGACGGAGAAUUUAUAUUACCUGACCACAACGAUAAUGAAACACACAAGUUAGAGCAUACUUACAGACAUGUUGAUGAUAUAGAUCUUUUUGCGGGUGCAAUGACCGAGACUUUACUACCUGACAGCUCAGUUGGACCAACGUUUGCUUGUUUGAUAGGUAAACAAUUCAGAAAUCUCAAGAAAGGCGACAGAUAUUGGCACGAAACACCGGACAAGAUCAUCAGAUUCACAAAAGAUCAGCUGGCAGAGCUCCGAAAGGUGACCUUGGCAAGGGUUAUGUGUGAUAAUUUUGAGAUAGACAAGAUACAACCAAAUGUGUUCCGAGUACCAGGACCCGGAAACGAAAGGGUGGACUGUACCCAACUGCCUGCAAUCGAUUUAGACAAAUGGAAAUCGUGUACAAAAUUGUUACCAGACGGCAGGCCUAACUUCAAGAGGAACUGUGCGAAGAAAAGAAAUGUUUGAACUGAUAUUCAAUAUUAAAUAUAUGAACAGUAAAAUGCUAUAAUAAAGUAAAUAAAACAUAAAAAUGUGCAUUUUUGAGACAAUUGUGUAAUGUACUGUACCUCACAAUAAUGUUUAUUGAGACAAAAUACAAGUACUCUCUGAAUUCCGACUUAAUUAUAUUGAUAAACAUGUAAAGAAAACUAAAUUACACUUUGUCAGGAAUAAAAAGAGAUACUUAA